This is a messenger RNA of Sardina pilchardus (European sardine), 952 nucleotides long. RefSeq names its product complement C1q-like protein 4. Gene Ontology annotation, molecular function: protein binding. The transcript is spliced from 3 exons. The record is from RefSeq and is a predicted model, not a curated record. Bases 2 to 733 code for a protein of 243 amino acids. Lineage: Eukaryota; Metazoa; Chordata; Actinopteri; Clupeiformes; Clupeidae.
GAUGGAACGUCUCUGUCUGCUGAUUCUGCUCUCCUGCUGGGUGUCUGAGUCUGCUGCUGCAGCAGUGCUCAAUACAGACACAACAUCUGAAGCUGGAGACUGGACAGAGAAUGGUAAUGAGACUCAGAACUAUACCCAUACUGUACCACUGGUCUGUCAGCUCAGCACUUGUGAGCUCCUGCUGAGAGAGCUGGGGGCCAUGCAGGAGAAGAUGAGGGCCAUGGAGGCCAGGCUGGAGGCCAGCGAGGACAAAGCUGCGACCAUGGAGAGUGAGCUGCAGGAAAAUGGGAGGGAGAUUGAACAGUUAAAGACAGGUGCUGCCGGGAAGGUAUCAUUCUCCGCCUUUAUCGGAGGUCAUGGACACAUUGGCCCAUAUGAUGUAAGCACAACUAUAGAAUACAAGAAUGUGCUCACCAAUAUAGGCAAUGGCUAUAAUCCAGCUACAGGAAUAUUUCUUGCCCCAGUCAGAGGAAUUUACUAUUUCUACUUCUGCUAUCAUGCUGGCCAACAGAAAGGGACAGCAAUUAUCUUAUACAAGAAUAGUGAACUCAUAGCCUCAACCGCACACAAUGGCCAAGAGAACAGUUCUGCAAAUGAGAACGGAUCUAAUGGCGUUGCAUUGCAGCUGGAGGUUGGGGAUCAGGUCUAUGUCCAACUUACUGCUGGAACGUGGGUUUGGGAUGGACAUUACCAAAAUACUGUGUUCACUGGCUUUCUGGUCACCCAUUUGUGAUGUGUAUGUAUGUAGGUACAGUACAGUAUGUUUUUAUGCAUCUUGAGUCAGAAUGUGGUGUUUGUCAGAAUAUGGUGUUAAUGUUUGAAAAUAAUUAUAUACAUCGCAAACUGUUUAUUAAUAUGAUGAAUAUUAAAGACAAAGACAAAGCACAGACGGACAAACAAACCCUGAUGAAAACAUAACCUACUUGGCAGAGGUAAAUAUCUGGUCACUUGA